Gadus morhua (Atlantic cod) is the source of this 1113-nucleotide messenger RNA. Its product is annotated as carcinoembryonic antigen-related cell adhesion molecule 8. The record is from RefSeq and is a predicted model, not a curated record. The coding region runs from base 1 to 678 and encodes 225 amino acids. NCBI's taxonomy places the organism in Eukaryota, Metazoa, Chordata, Actinopteri, Gadiformes, Gadidae. The transcript is spliced from 5 exons.
AUGGUCUGGCUCUCAUUUGUUUUGCGAGUCUCCGGUGUAACAGUCACCCCCAACACCACAGAGCUGCUGGAGUUCAGCAGCUCUGUGAGGAUCUCCUGCCACGUCUCCACCGGCACCUCCCUGUCCUACCUGUGGAUGAAUGGCAGCUCUGAGAUCACUGUAUCAAGUGACAGGGUGCAGGUCGGCGACGGAGGCACCAGCCUCACCAUACUCAACGUGACACGCUACGACCGGGGGCCGUACACCUGUAAUGUCUCCAAUCUGAUCAGUACUCAAGAAAGUGCCCCGUUAACACUGCACCCCAUCUAUGGACCAGUGAGCAUUCAGAUUUAUGUUCAAGUGGACCAAGUUCAGAUCGGCCAGGUGCUGCAUUUAUCCUGCAGGGCUGAGUCCACCCCUCCUGCAGAUUUCACCUGGAUGAACGGGAUGAAUGAGGAAAUCGGCUCUGGCGCUGACUUUCAGAAAACGGCAACGCUUUUGGACAGUGGAGAAUACACAUGUUUAGCAGUGAACAGCAUCACUAAGUUGGAGCUUCGUGCAGUGCAAAGUAUAUCAGUAACAGACAACAGUUCUUCCCAGCUGUCAUCUGGUGCCAUUGCUGGUAUAGCCAUUGCAGUGAUACUAACUGUAGUGCUAGUAGGUGCACUGAUUUAUCGUUUCCACACAAGCAGAACCUAACACUUCAUCUCCAUCUAUAUUCAAUAUCCCCCUCUUUCCUCUCUCGCUCUCCAAGAAUAUGAACUAUGCCGAUAUCAGCCACUUGAAGAAGAACCAGGAUGUGGGCGUGAAAAUGCAAAACCCAGACAUACUCUGAGACCAAAACGCCUGGUACCUAGCAUUCUCCUAGCGUGGUUUAGCUUCUCACUUGAUGAGAAGCACCAUGCUUGUUUGAUUAGUAAUGAUUCGGUCAUGACUUGAUAAAAAAUCACAAUCCCUUCAUUCCUUGUUCUUUCCGCUCUAUGAAAAUGUUAUGCCCUUUCAGCAAAACUGUUGUUUCUCUUGAUACCAUAUUCUUGCCCUAAAUUGCUUAGGAGUAUCUCGAAAGAAUGUUUUCAUUGUGAAUGUGAGUGUAUAAAAUGUAAUAAAAAGCAAUAAAGGCAUACAAUAAAGAAU